CGCGUGUAGAGAGUAGUCGAGCCAUGGAGAUCGCCAUGGUGGCCCUCCGCCCUGCCCUCUCGAAGCUCGGCGAUCUGCUCGUCGGUGAGUUCACAUUGGAGAAGCGCGUGAGGAAAGGCAUCGAGUCUCUCGUGAGAGAGCUGACGCUGAUGCACGCCGCCCUUCGCAAGGUGGCAAAAGUGCCGCCAGAUCAGCUCGACGAGGGGGUCAAGAUCUGGGCUGGAAAUGUCAGGGAUUUAUCCUACCAGAUGGAGGACAUUGUUGAUGCUUUCAUGGUUCGUGUGGAGGGCGCUGCCGAGCCUGCCAACCCGAAGAACAAAGUCAAGAAGUUACUCAAGAAGACCAUCAAAUUGUUCAAGAAAGGGAGGGAUCUCCAUCAUCUCUCCGAUGCCCUAGAAGAAGCGGUUGGCCAAGCAAAGCAGUUGGCGGAGUUGCGUCAAAGGUACGAGCAAGAGAUGGGGAAUACCAACGCUGGUGCUAGCGUAGACCCUCGCUUGAUGGCCAUGUACAGAGAUGUGAAAGAGCUCGUUGGCAUUGAAGAAACACGAGACGAGUUGAUCAACAUGUUGACCGAAGGUGAUGAUUGGGUGAAGCAUCCGCUAAAGACGGUCUCCAUUGUUGGAUUCGGCGGGUUAGGCAAGACAACUCUUGCAAAAGCAGUGUAUGACAAGAUUAAAGUGCAAUUUGAUUGCGGUGCUUUCAUUUCGGUUUCUCAGAGUCCUGACACGAAGAAACUCUUGAAGGAUAUUCUCUUUGAACUUGACAAGAACAAAUAUGAAAACAUUUAUAAUGUAGAAAGGGAAGAGAAGCAUCUCAUUGACGAACUGAUUGAAUUCCUUAACAACAAGAGGUACCUCAUUGUAGUUGAUGACAUAUGGGAUACCAAUGUGUGGGAAUUAAUCAAGUGUGCCUUUUUCAAGGACAGUAUCGGGAGUCGACUAAUCACGACAACCCGUAUUCUAACUGUGUCUGAAGCAUGUUGUUCUUCUAGUGAUGAUAUUUACAGAAUGAAGCCUCUUUCUAAUGAUGUCUCAAGAAGACUCUUCUAUAAAAGAGUAUUUUCUCAAGAAAAAGUGUGUCCCCCUGAAUUGGUGAAUGUAUGUGAAGAUAUCUUGAAGAAAUGUGGUGGGAUACCGCUAGCCAUUAUCACUAUAGCAAGUCUUCUGGCUAGCAAUUAUAUGACAAAAACAAAGGAUCAAUGGUUUGAUUUGCUCAAUUCCAUUGGUCGUGGACUUACAGAACAUCGCAGUUUGGAGCAGAUGAAGAAGAUAUUAUUGUUAAGCUAUUAUGAUCUACCUUUCCAUCUGAAGCCUUGUUUGCUAUAUCUAAGUAUGUAUCCAGAAGACUACAGGAUUAUGAGAGAUGAUCUUAUAUUGAGGUGGAUAGCAGAAGGCUUUGUUUACCAUGAGAAACAAAAAUCUAGUUUAUUUGAGCUCGGGGUCUGUUAUUUCAAUGAGCUUGUAAAUAGAAACAUGAUCCAGCUAGUGGUUAUCGGUGUAGAAGAAUAUGGGGAGAAAGCUUGUCGUGUACAUGACAUGGUUCUUGAUCUCAUACGUUCCUUGUCGAGUAAAGAAAACUUUGUCACCAUAUUGGAUAGUACUGGGAGCAAGGUACCUAGUGCACAAAACAAGGUUCACAGAUUAUCCAUCCAAAAUACUAGAAACGUAGACUUGGCUACCACCAACAUGGCACAAGUGAGAUCUGUUGCUGUUUUCGGAAAUGGCACUGGCCAAAUGCCACUUGUUAAGGGUUGUAAAGUUCUGCGUGUAUUGGCUUUAGAAGACUCCAGUAUUUCAGAUAUUGGGUACGUGGACAAUAUGUUGCACUUGAGGUACAUAAGGUUAAAGCAUACAAAAGUUCAAGAGCUUCCGGUGGAUAUAGGAAACCUGCAUUUUCUGCAAACAUUGGACUUGAAAGAUUCAACCAUAGUCAAAUUGCCAUCAAGCAUAGUUUUGUUAAGAAAUUUGACGUGCCUACGUAUCAAUGAAUAUAUACAGCUGCCGUCUGGGAUGGAUUGUUUGACAUCGCUUGAAGUGCUAGAGGCACUGCGGGUUGGCCACAUGCCAGACUGUUUUAACCUAGACAUGGUGAAAGAGUUGUGCCAUCUGAACAAGUUGAGGGUGCUCAAGUUAAUUUUGAUUUGUUUGGAUGAAAGCAUGCAAAAAGAUUUUAUGAAGUCCCUAAGUAAUCUGCAUAAAUUGGAAAGUCUAUAUAUUAAUGGCACUCAUAUAAGGUUCGAUUUCAUGCAGGAAGGCUGGGUGCCUCCUCCACAGCUCCGCUCAUUAAAUUUGAAUGGAGAGUUCAAAUCACUGCCAUCAUGGAUUAGCCUAUCAUUAUUUCCUCUCCUGUCCUUUCUGAGCAUAAAGGUGUAUAACGUGCGGCCAGAGGACAUUAGGCUCCUCGGGAUGUUGCCCACUCUUCGUGUUGUGGAUUUUCAGAGGAUUAAUUUCAUGAAGACCAUAAAAUCAAAGGAUGAUGCACUAGAGAUGUUGGACACUACUGUUGGUGCCUUCCCAUGUGCGACAAGGUUAUGGUUCUUAAGUGUUCCUGUGAUACCAUCUACAUUCCCACGAGGAGCUGCACCAAGGCUUAAAAAUGUUUGGUUCGGCUCGCCAGCUAUGUCUAUCGCCCGUGGCGACUUCGAUCUAGGCAUGGGGCACCUCCCUUCUCUCGAGACCGUCCAGUUCAGCAUUUGGCCUAAGGGAUCUAGCGAUUCGGUGGUGGAUGAAGCAGAGGUUGCGGUGAGAGCCGCAGCAAGAGACCAUCCCAACAGUCUCGACCUUUCAAUCAGGAAACUAUAACGUUGCCACAUCGGAAAAGCUUCAGGCCAAGGAAGAUGCCAAGGCUCCAUGCGCUGAGGUUCGCUGCUUGCCCACGGGCUACCUCAGUUUUAAUCCCUAGGCCCCUAGCUUCCGCUUGCUUCGCCGUGUUUUAGGCAAAUAUUACCUGCAUCAGCACUUGGUUAAUAUUCCCUGCAUCAGCACUUGUUCGUUUUGUGUUUAAUCGAUCCGUUU
Messenger RNA from Lolium rigidum, 3014 nucleotides. RefSeq names its product disease resistance protein RGA5-like. The record is from RefSeq and is a predicted model, not a curated record. The transcript has 3 exons. Lineage: Eukaryota; Viridiplantae; Streptophyta; Magnoliopsida; Poales; Poaceae. Gene Ontology annotation, biological process: defense response to other organism. The coding region runs from base 24 to 2801 and encodes 925 amino acids. Gene Ontology annotation, molecular function: ADP binding.